Messenger RNA from Daphnia magna, 1311 nucleotides. Its product is annotated as coactosin-like protein. Gene Ontology annotation, molecular function: actin filament binding. The transcript has 5 exons. Gene Ontology annotation, cellular component: actin filament; site of polarized growth; plasma membrane. The coding region runs from base 312 to 803 and encodes 163 amino acids. NCBI's taxonomy places the organism in Eukaryota, Metazoa, Arthropoda, Branchiopoda, Diplostraca, Daphniidae. The record is from RefSeq and is a predicted model, not a curated record. Gene Ontology annotation, biological process: regulation of actin filament polymerization.
GCUGGCAUACACGUUUUAGGCGUACCUUUCAGAUGGUCGCUAAAACUAGCUCUCGUAAAACCCAUUAUAACUCUGUCAUCUCUCGUAUUCCAGUCCUGAACAUCUCUUAGUCUCUUUGCUUGAACCAUCGUGUUCACGAAUUGGAUCGACCAACAUCUUCCGUGUGUUAUAGCAUCUUGGGGCUUUUACGGUUUCAUUCGUUUAUUCUCCUCUCAAUUGCCUUUUCGUUGAACAUCAGUAUAGUCACGAGUGUUUUCAGUUUGCUGUACCGGUUACGAAGAAAAAAGGGCACGUGUAGCACACUUGACUGCAUGUCCGCCAUGUUCAGCAGAGAAAAUAACACGCGAGUUAGUCUUCGCAACAAGACCCUGGAGACACACAUCGAUCGCCAGAGUGUUCGGGAGUCUUACAAUGAUGUCCGCUCCGAUUUCUCCGAGACGAAUUGGGCUGUUUUCCAAUUUGAGGGCAACCAAAUCUGCAGUAAGUCGGUGGGAAGCGAUUUCGCCGACUUUCGAACUCAAUUCGUCGACGAUGAACGGGCUUUUGGUUUUGUUCGUAUUCAGAGCGGUGACGAAAUGAGCAAGCGAACCAAAUUUCUGUUUGUAACUUGGCUGGGACCCAACGUCAGCACAAUGAAGCGCGCCCGUCUCAGCAGCGACAAGGCCCUCGUCAAAGAAAUUAUAAUGAAUUUUGCCGUCGAGUUGCAAAUAGAGACGCCUGAUGAGUUGAACUAUGAUUUUUUCCGCGAGGCCGUCCACAAAGCCGGUGGUGCCAAUUACGGUACCGGUGUCCGAGAACUGUAAUUCAUUAGUUUUCUUCAUCACGGUUUUGCCACCUGUCACCUUGAUUGUCACUAGUCUUGAUGGACUCGCAGAGGCGAAGCGGCAUGAGCUCUAACUUUAAUUCUACUCUGUAAACAUUUCGGUUCCAAUUUAUCCGUUCUUUUCUGUGUUAGUACGAGGUGGAUGCAAUCAGUGUUGUUUACUUGAGGUUCCGGUUAUGGUCCUUUUAGCUCCCAAUAUAUUACUUAUAAAAGAAAACCCAACAAAUUAAAUAUCAUAUGAAAUGAGAAGCUCUGAUUCAAAUUUGUAAAUUUUAUAGUGGAAUUUUUCUAAUUGUCCACUUACAGAAUGAUAACUUGAUCCGCUGUCUUUGCUAUUUUUUAUUUAUAUAUUUCGCGCAUGAUCCAUUUGGAAGUCUACGGUUCAAUUUCUUUUUGAAUAUCCUUCCACUUUUUUGUACCCUCCAUUCGAGUAUGUUUCUCUAUUGUCGGUACAGUAAAUUUUCGGAUAUACACGUCCUCAUUGAAAA